Messenger RNA from Alosa sapidissima (American shad), 1762 nucleotides. Its product is annotated as SH3 and cysteine-rich domain-containing protein 2-like. Gene Ontology annotation, cellular component: extrinsic component of cytoplasmic side of plasma membrane. NCBI's taxonomy places the organism in Eukaryota, Metazoa, Chordata, Actinopteri, Clupeiformes, Clupeidae. Gene Ontology annotation, molecular function: protein binding. Gene Ontology annotation, biological process: positive regulation of protein localization to plasma membrane; positive regulation of voltage-gated calcium channel activity; skeletal muscle contraction. Bases 485 to 1741 code for a protein of 418 amino acids. The record is from RefSeq and is a predicted model, not a curated record. The transcript is spliced from 11 exons.
GGUGGUGGACAACGCUUGAAGGUAACGGGAGCGCACAGCCCUGGGGAAAAGACUGGAUCAGCCUUAUGACAGCGCGCGACUAUAUCCCUCUCGCGCUCUCACUGUCUGCUCCGUUACAAUGCGCUAAAUCACCGGAACGAAUUCACUCGGAUUCCGUUUUUUACUGGAACUGAAUAAAUUAUCCCGACUCUUACAGAGUGGCAUUUCUACUCGCGAGGCUCUCGCGGCGGAGGACAAGGCUUAAUCGGAUUUCGAGAAACUGAGCUUUUUUUGGAUUCAAAGAGACGCUUCGAAGAUCAGGCUUAUUUUUCAUGCCAGAGUAACCAAAGAGUAGCUUAGAGUGUUCUAUAAAUAGCCUACGGAAUAAGAAACCGUCCACGACCACAGGCAAGAUUUUUUAGCUGAGACCAACACUGCGUUCUGUCACAGGAAAUAGCCGACAUCUGCGGCGUGCUGUUGAGCCUUCGCAAUAAUUUCGUCAAAGAUGACUGAAAACAACGAGAAAGAGAAUGACCCACAGAAUCGGGACUUUCAGCGCUCGCCAGGGACUCUCCCUAACCAUCCCGAGUCCAAGCUCCAGCGUCUGAAGCGCUCGCUCUCCCUGAAGGCGGUCAUGAGGAGUAAGAGUGUCGAUAACUUCUUCCAGCGCUCCCACCCCCCUCCCCAGCCAGAGCCGCGGCCCCCACCCGACCUCAUCGCCGAGCAACCGGCGCCCACCGUGCUGGAGCCCUGCCCCCCAUCGUCCCCGGCAACCAUCCCGGAGUGUUCGCCGUCGCUGUCGCCCUCGCUCAGCCCCAACCCCUCGCUGUGCUCCCAUUCGCCGUCGCUGAGCCCUUCGCUGUCACUCAGCUCCAAGGGCCCGCCCACCCCACAGAGGACGCACUGCUUCCAGGAGCACAUGUUCCGGCGGCCCACACUAUGCCAGCAGUGCCAGCAGAUUAUUACAGGUAACUCUAAGCAGGGUCUCCGCUGUAAGACCUGUAAGCUGGGCACUCACCUCUGGUGCUCCUCUGAACUCUCCCAGCAGCCCUGCAACGGCAAGUCUGGAGCGUUCAAACGAAACUUCAGUUCUCCGCUCCUGACUAACGACAUCCUGGGUGUGGUCAAAGAGACGCCCUCCAAAGAUGCAGGGAAAGGCAGCAUAGAUCCGGUGUAUGAGGCUCUGCGGUAUGGGACAUCUCUCGCUCAAAUGAGUCGCUCUAAUAUUGGCAGCAUCUCCGAGUCCCCCGGGCACAAGGGAGAGGAAGUGGAGGAGAGAUUACAGAGUGACUCCAUUACUGAGGAGGAACCCACCACCGACCAAGACGAUGUCUCUCCGUCUGACAGUGACAAGGCCAGUUCUGAGGACAGAGCCAGUCUAAAGGCCCCUAAGCGUAUUGAGGUGCACUCCAUUCACACAUAUGUGGCUCUUUACAAGUUCCUCCCUCAAGAGAAGAAUGACCUCGAGCUACAACCUGGUGACAGAGUGCAAGUCACAGACGACUCCAAUGAGGACUGGUGGAAGGGGAAGAGUGGGGGGAGAGUGGGCUUCUUUCCUGCCAAUUUUGUGCAGCGUGUGCGCCCAGGAGAGCGGGUGUGGAGGGUCACCCAGGGUUUCCACGGCAACCGGGACAAAGGUCAGAUGAGUGUGAAGGAGUCGCAGAUCUGUGUGGGUAAGGGAGAGGAGGUGGAUGGCUUCCUCAGAGUGAGCAGCGGCAAGAAACGCGGUCUGGUCCUCUCCACCUCCCUGCAGGAGAUAUGAGCCAACUGGAACACACACACA